Tarenaya hassleriana is the source of this 816-nucleotide messenger RNA. RefSeq names its product nuclear transcription factor Y subunit C-1-like. The transcript has 2 exons. The record is from RefSeq and is a predicted model, not a curated record. Gene Ontology annotation, molecular function: DNA binding; DNA-binding transcription activator activity, RNA polymerase II-specific; protein heterodimerization activity. Gene Ontology annotation, biological process: regulation of DNA-templated transcription. Lineage: Eukaryota; Viridiplantae; Streptophyta; Magnoliopsida; Brassicales; Cleomaceae. Bases 112 to 816 code for a protein of 234 amino acids. Gene Ontology annotation, cellular component: nucleus.
CAUUGCUCUCCACAUUAACCUAUUCACAAAUCACAAUAUCCAAUCUCUUGAACAGAACUUCACAGAUCCAAAUCCAAACCACCAAAGAAUCAUCAAACCCUUCGACGGAAAAUGGAGAACCAGCAACCUCCUUCCUCCUCCUUCCCUCCGCCGCCUCCUUCCGCGGCGGUCGUCCCUUCCCAUCCCGUCUCCGGCGCCGGAGAAAUCCCUUACCACCACCUCCUCCACCACCAGCAGCACCAGCAGGAGCAGCUCCAGAUGUUCUGGUCGUUCCAGCGUCAGGAAAUCGAGCAUGUCAACGAUUUCAAAAACCAUCAGCUUCCUCUCGCUCGGAUCAAGAAGAUCAUGAAGGCCGACGAAGAUGUCCGCAUGAUCUCCGCCGAGGCUCCGAUCCUCUUCGCCAAGGCCUGCGAGCUCUUCAUCCUCGAACUCACGAUCCGAUCUUGGCUCCACGCCGAAGAGAACAAGCGUCGCACUCUCCAGAAGAACGACAUCGCCGCCGCGAUCACCAGAACCGAAAUCUUCGAUUUCCUCGUCGAUAUCGUUCCCCGGGACGAGAUCAAGGACGAGGCCGCGCUCGGCGGGGUGGUGACGCCGACGGCGAGUGGUGUGCCGUACUAUUAUCCGCCGAUGGGUCAGCCGGCGGGUCCCGGCGGGAUGAUGAUCGGUACACCCGCCGUGGAUCCGAACGGAGUUUAUGUGCAGCAGCCGUCUCAGGCGUGGCAGAGCGUUUGGCAGACGUCGGCCACCGGCGAUGAGGUGUCGUACGGCAGCGGAGAGAGCAGCGGCCAGGGAAAUCUUGAGGGCCAAGGGUAA